This is a messenger RNA of Entamoeba invadens IP1, 723 nucleotides long. RefSeq lists its product as hypothetical. Lineage: Eukaryota; Evosea; Mastigamoebida; Endamoebidae. The record is from RefSeq and is a predicted model, not a curated record. The transcript has a single exon. The coding region runs from base 1 to 723 and encodes 240 amino acids.
AUGUUAAGUGUAACGAAUAAAGUUGCUUUUAUCGACGUCAAACCAGGUGAGUUUGAACAGAUUAUUAAAAUUUUAGAAACUCGGAUUCACAACGGGAGACUCCAAAGUGAGCCCAUUCGUGCAUUUACAACGAAAGUGACCGCAACAUCGCCAUAUUUAUAUACUUUACACUCGAAGUAUGGCACUGCAACUCUCGAACUUGUUCCGAUGUCUGGAAUACCAAAUGGGAAAGGAAAUGAAUGGGGCGGAUAUGUUUGUGAUGAGACUACUGCACGAUUUGAGAGUAUUAAAAACUUUUGUAACAGUGAGUUGUGUUUGGUUAUAGGUGAUGGUAAGCAGUUUGAUUGGUGUAUUGACAAUUCAAUUGAAUAUGUCAACCGACAAGAUGUAGGCGACGAGAGCAAUGCGGAGGGUAUUGACAGAAUAGCUGAGGCUAUAGUGAAUAGUCCUUGGUCUUACAACACACAACCAGACUCGACCCAGAAAGAAGAGAAAGUUGUUCCUGAAACAGUAGAAGACAAGAAGAGUCCUCUUUCAAGUGAUUCCCAACAGAAUAAAAUUGAAAAUGAUAACUUUGAAAUGAUAUUAAUGAAACUCGUUCAAUACAAACAAAAAGCAUCAACUGCCAAAACCAAUGAAGAGCGACGAAAAUAUGCUGAAGAGGCUGCUUUGAUAAUGGCGCAAUACUUGGGAGACUCAGAGAGUGAUUCUGAACAACAAUAA